AUGAAUUUGAUGAGCGACGCUGUUUUCCAAGUGAUAAAAGAGGAAAUCGGAAAGCACGAGGCUGUGAAGAAAAUGAAAGGUGUCGUCGAGUUCCGCAUAAACGUCGAAGGACAGGAAAGAUCAAUUAAAAGUAAGGAAAGAACUUCUCUUUUAUCGAAGAAAAAGUUUCAGCGAUCGACUUUCACCGUUUUCCCGCAACUGUUUCUCAAGGAAAAAGUAGCAUGAAGCCGAGUGCGACAGUCACGGAAAGUUUUUGCCUACGCGGAUAACUGAAAAACAUUUUGCAGAUGGAAGACGAGGAUUUUGUACGGCUGUGCAUGGGAGACUUGGACCCGAUCCAGGGUUUCAUGAGCGGAAAAUUGAAGGUGAAAGGAGACAUUCUUUUGAUGCAGAAGCUCAGCUCCGUACUCAAAGGUGCCCGUAAAAGCUUACUCUGA
Caenorhabditis auriculariae is the source of this 437-nucleotide messenger RNA. The record is from the annotation of a GenBank genome assembly. NCBI's taxonomy places the organism in Eukaryota, Metazoa, Nematoda, Chromadorea, Rhabditida, Rhabditidae.